GCCCGAGGCUGCUAGGGAGAGGGUGCAGGUUCGCUGGGCCCAUCUGGCGGAGCCGAGCAAGGGAAAUGGUCCCCGCCCCGCCGCUCGCCAGUUGAGGAGGAGCCGCCCUGGCCGGGUGGCAUUCCAGCCGCGGCGCGGGGCGCGGGCCAGAAGGGGCGUAUCGUCCUCCCGUGCUGCUGCUGAAUGUCGACUCCGGAGGAUGAGGAGAGGCUCUCGCCGCUCGCCCAGAGAUGGCCCCGCGCGAGCAAGUUCCUCCUGUCGGGCUGCGCGGCCACCGUGGCCGAGCUAGCAACCUUUCCCCUCGAUCUCACAAAAACUCGACUCCAAAUACAAGGAGAAGCUGCCCUUGCUCGGUUGGGAGACGGUGCAAGAGAGUCUGCUCCCUAUAGGGGCAUGGUGCACACGGCCCUGGGGAUUGUCCAAGAGGAAGGCUUUCUAAAGCUCUGGCAAGGAGUGACACCUGCCAUUUACAGACACAUAGUGUACUCUGGAGGUCGAAUGGUCACUUACGAACAUCUCCGUGAAGUUGUGUUUGGCAAAAGUGAAGAUAAGCAUUAUCCCCUUUGGAAAUCAGUGAUUGGAGGGAUGAUGGCCGGUGUUGUUGGCCAAUUUUUAGCCAACCCAACUGACCUAGUGAAGGUUCAGAUGCAAAUGGAAGGAAAAAGGAAACUUGAAGGAAAACCAUUGCGAUUUCGUGGUGUGCAUCAUGCAUUUGCAAAAAUCUUAGCUGAAGGAGGAAUACGUGGGCUUUGGGCAGGCUGGGUACCCAAUAUACAAAGAGCAGCGCUGGUGAAUAUGGGAGAUUUAACCACUUACGAUACAGUGAAACACUACUUGGUUUUGAAUACACCACUGGAGGACAAUAUCAUGACUCAUGGCUUAUCAAGUUUUUGUUCUGGACUGGUAGCUUCUAUUCUGGGAACACCCGCUGAUGUCAUCAAAAGCCGAAUAAUGAAUCAACCGCGAGAUAAACAAGGAAGGGGCCUUCUGUAUAAAUCAUCAACUGACUGCUUGAUUCAGGCUGUUCAAGGAGAAGGAUUCAUGAGUCUCUAUAAAGGCUUUUUACCCUCUUGGCUGCGAAUGCAAUCUGAUUGGAUCACACAAGGCCACCCAAUGAGACCCAGCACAGCAUUUUCUAAGGAAGAGUCAAAUCCUGACCAGUUACCUUGAGCAAGAAGAUUCGACCUUCGAGAUGCUAUUCUAUGCUGAAGAGCUUGCUUAGAGGAGGAAAUGCCAGAAGGGAGACAGCAUCUUAGACCUGAAGCAGACAAUAGGAAUGUGGAAAAAUACAUACGUACAUAGUGACCACGGAACAUAUUUAACCUGUCGUGUCAGUACUUACGACUGAAAUUUGAUAAUUCACUUUUCUGUUGCCGAUAAAGUGUGCAUACUUUAAAUUAAAGGGAGGUGAAAGAAUAAACAUUUUGAGAUUUCCCUAGUGUUGAAGGAAGUUGAUGUACCUUUUCUUGCCAGGAGGAUGAAAAAAAAAUCAAGUUGAGAUGAUGUUUGGAUCUCAAGGGAAGAAGCCGUUUUCCGUCAGUGCCCUGUCGUUAGUUGAUCUGUGUUCACUGGUUAGCUCUCCAGCACACAGGCUAACCUGACAGCCACCGACUGAACCUUGAUGAAAACAGAAAAGAGUGUUUGCUUUGUGACAUAUCCCAUUCCAGCUUGAAUUUGUCACUAGCUCUCAAGAAUCUCAAUAUAUGAAAAACGCAGUUUAUUUGAUUAAAGCUCGGGUGGAUAGGUCCUUUUAAUAAAGAAACAUCUGUUAUCGUCAGCCUCUCAGUGGCACGUUAAAAGCAAAGCUAAGAUGAAGUGUGCUACGAUGAAGUCAGCUGACAUAAAUCCUUUCUUAAUCUCCCCUUCCCUAACGCUUAGGGUCCUAGAGAGAGAGAACUCAGAAAUCACACUAAAGCUGUCUCUAGCCUGAAUCUUAUUCAAUUUGACAAAGCCUCCUGCCUAAAUAGUGAUAAGUAUAAACUGCCUAUGGUAUACAGUUAUGUCUCCAAUCACUAAAUCACAUCCCUUUUCUUAGAAAGGGGAGAGAUUUCUUAAGAUUCAUCUCUAUACCACCUGUUCCCCCCAACCUCAGACAGUGGGCAUUUCUGGAUGGAUGGCUACAGUUAUGGGUAGAGGCUGUAACUGUCAAAAUAGGAAAACCCCAAAAGCUCAGACCCAAGAAAGACCGUGGAGCUGACCAAACAGGAUUUAUCAUGGGCAUGAAUGAUGUGGAACAGAAAAACGUUUACAAGUACCCUGCGGUUGCACUGAUGUAUAAUCACUGCCAUUUAAGAGGGGGAGUAUGCUUUAAAAUAUAUUUUAAUGUGAUGUACUAAUAUGCAGUGGUUUAUUGUUUUUGUAGAAUUUACAGAAUGUGAAGUUUAAUCUCUUAAAAUCUUUCAGUGGUCUACUUUUCCAUUGCAUUUGUCAAUCUGUAUGA
Balaenoptera ricei (Rice's whale) is the source of this 2440-nucleotide messenger RNA. It is a transcript of the gene SLC25A27, whose product is annotated as solute carrier family 25 member 27. The transcript is spliced from 9 exons. NCBI's taxonomy places the organism in Eukaryota, Metazoa, Chordata, Mammalia, Artiodactyla, Balaenopteridae. The coding region runs from base 184 to 1170 and encodes 328 amino acids. Gene Ontology annotation, biological process: response to cold. The record is from RefSeq and is a predicted model, not a curated record.